ACUGCAUUGCAUGCAUGCUCAAGCCUAGCCACAGGCAUAGGAUUACGAGUUGGAGCUUACCGGUAAUACCCGUUUUUUGGCAGCGCUUGAAGAAUGCGGAGCAGAUGGAGCGCUGGGGGGCACAAUCGUCUCUUCUGGACGUCUUUAGCGCAGCCCCAGAGACCCCCACCUGUCUAAUUACAGACAGAGAGCCUUUCUCUUCCGGCGAGGUGCAAGCAGCGGCUGCCACACUCUCGGCAGACCUGAGCAAGAAUUUGCUGAGUCACGAUAUCACCCCGCAAGGCCUGGGCAAUUCUGAACAAAAAGCCAGCAGGGGCGAUGAUGAGGGGCAAUCAGAAGGCCAGCAUUCACUCGAGCACCAGGAUUCAGUGUCCAAUGAUAGAAGGGCAUCACAAGGCCACGUGGCACUAUUUCUAGAGAGGAGCCCAGCUUACAUAGUGUCUCUGCUGGCGGUGUCGGCGACUGGCGCAGCUUUCGUGCCAAUUGAUCCCAGCUGGCCGCCAGGCAAGGUCCAGCUCAUUCUCUCUGGUAGCACCGGCCAGCCAAAAGGGGUUUGUGGGACCCUGGGCGGUUUGCUUAACCGCCUCUGCUGGAUGGCAGAAGCGCAGCCUUACCAGCUGGAUGAUGUGUGCUGCUUCAAGACGGGGGUCGGGUUCAUUGACCACCUCACAGAGCUGCUGGGGCCGAUGCUUGCGGGAGUGCCGGUGGUAAUCCCAUCAGCGGUAGUACUGCGAGAGAGUCCCCUCUCCCUGGUGGAUUGCAUCCAAGAGCGUUGCAUCACGCGCCUUGUGGCCGUGCCGUCUUUUCUACGGAUGCUGCUGUCCUCUUUCGACCCGCACUUGCUUUCAGAACAGUUGUCCUUGCUGCGGCUAGUAGUUUCUAGUGGCGAGGCCCUCUCCUGGGAUCUGGCACGGAGGCUCCAGAAGGCCCUGCCGCAUGCGACGAUCCUGAACCUUUAUGGAAGCACGGAGGUGACAGGGGACGUGCUGAGCUUCAAUGUCACACAACAGCUGCUCAAAGCGGACCUGGUGACGUCAUCAUGCACCGUCCCAAUCGGACAGCCCAUACUUAACCACCGGGCAAUGCUCAUCAAGGACAAUGAGGAGGAAGUCACAGUAGAUGAGGAGGUGGGCGAGCUCUGCGUUUCUGGUCCCGGUCUGUGCUCUGGUUAUCUACACAGCCAGGAGGCGAGUCGCGACGCUUUCUUCCUCUGCAAACGCAACGGAACUGCAGAAAGCACAGCCGAUGGACCGGAGGCAGAGCGUUUUUACCGGACGGGGGACCUGGCAACACGGCUGCUGGACGGGAACUACGCGUGGGUGGGGCGCAGAGAUCGGCAGUUCAAGGUUCGCGGUCACCGGGUGCAACUAGAGGAGGUCGAAGCGGCGCUCCGCAACUGUCCGCUGGUGCAGUCCGCCGCUGUCAAGGCCUGGCCGUUGCCCAGCCAAGAGCUCGGCUUGGCCGCUUACGUCACCCUCACGUCAAAGCCUCCUCAAAGCCAGGUCGGGUCCAGGGAAAUCCAGGAACAGUCGUUUCAGCUAGUUUCGGAGCCACCAGUAGACUUACCGCUCUCGAUGGCUCCGCCAGCAGAUGCGUCGGGCACACCUGAAGUGCCACGUAGCGGACCUACGGAAGGGCUCGUGCUUCACAGACCAGCGGACCCACUGGCGGAAAGAGAGCAGCAAACGGUGGUGAGCAUCUUGAGGGAGCACUUGCGCGGCCGUCUGCUACCGGCAGCCGUUCCGGCAUUAGUCGAGGUCGUGCCCGCCAUCCCCCUGACGGCUUCCGGAAAAGUGGACUACGCCGCCCUGCUGCCGCCCGCUUCGUUUCAGAGCCCGCUUCCUUUACCCCUCCCCCAAGGCGAAAGUGACAGUAUGCACGAGGGGUUUGCUGGAACCCGGGAGGAAUCUCCGGGCGUUACUGAUUGCUUGACUCUUUCGCCAAGUAAUGAGCUCUCAAAUCCGAGAGUUAACGCCGGCGCAAAAGGAUUGCGGUUGGAAGGUUUGGCGGACGGAGCAGGACAGCUGUCGCAAAGAGUGCGGGCCGCAGUGCUGGGAGCCUUCCGGAAGGCGCUGGGGGUGCGCCAAGUGGCGGCUGAUGCGGACUUUUUCGCGGCCGGGGGGAGCUCGGUGACCGCGGCAGAGGUGGCACACAGCCUGAGGGUCGACAUGCGGUGGGUGUAUUCACACCCUACGCCCGAGAGCCUGGCAGAGGCCUUGCUCAAGAGCGGCGUGAAUAGCCGGCAGACCGGAGAGCCGGAAGAGUGGCAAGCGGAAACAUUGCAAUCUCAAGAGCGGGGGAGAAUAGAGGGGUCGAGAUUGAUGGGGAGCGCAGAACGAGAAAGAGAAGACGAGGCCACCGCGCCUGGACGGGAACUCCCGGGGGAUGGGAAAGCCGCUCUUGAUGACGUCACUUUUUGGGACUCUGACGAAGAGAGCGGUCAGCCAGAGGAGCCGGUUCGGGAGAGGAUGGCUGGUUUUAAAUCAGACGCCGGCGCCGCGAAAGGGGCUGCAGAGGCAGGCACGCUAGCGCUUGACGACUCGGAGGCUGACUCCGCGUCAGUCGCACUCCGGUCGGUGCCCAAGUUUUGGGAAGAUGUAAUCGAAGCGAGGGGACCGUUCUCGCUAACCAGGUGUAACCGCGUCGAGAUGCUCUUGGGUCCGCGGUUGGGCAGUGAAGGCACCGCUCGAGAGAAGCGGACAGCAGCGGCAAACGGAACGAGUGAACGGACGGAAGAUACGCGGCAGGCGCGUCCCGUCGUCCAAGAGCACUCCCUGUCCCCAGGGGGAUCCUCCAGAAGUUUCAAGCUGCACGUCGCCUGGCGAACGAAGCUGGGGCUGUGCGUCGAUGCGUCCCCGCUCCUUCUAGUUGCCCCGGGAAAGGCGCCCCGGCUGUUCAUCGGCUCACAUGCGCACAACUUCAAGUGCCUGGAUGCGGCAACCGGGGUUACGGUCUGGGAACGAGAGGUCGGGGGGCGGGUGGAAGCGACGGCGGGCUCGACUAGGGACGGCGAGAAGCUUGUGGUCGGCUGCUACGACGGGAAGAUCUACGUAAUGAAUGCGAGCGACGGGAGCAUCGACUGGACGUUCCAAACUGGCGGAGAGGUGAAGUGCCAGGCGGUGACCGACCCCUGGGCUGGCUUCGUGUGGUGCGGCUCGCACGACCACCAGAUGUACGUCCUCGAUCUCGCGGCCAAGACUGCCGUUUUCCGGCACGACUGCGGGGGUUCCGUCUACGGCGCGGCGGCGUUUGACGCGGGCCGUGGCAGGGCGUAUGUGGUCACUACACGGGGAGUCGUGACUGCCUUCGACGGCCGAAACUUUCAGAUUGUGUGGACGCUCGACCUGGCGUCGCCGCUCUUCGCCUCCCCCGCCGUCACUCCCUCGGGUUCGCUUAUCUGCGCCUCAGUCGACGGAAACGUCACAGCUCUUGUUCCGUCCGGCGGAAUAACUUGGCGGAGCCGGAUGGGCGGGCCGGUCUUUGCGGGGCCCUGUCUCUCGGCCGCGCUGAACGGACAAGCGCUCAUUUGCGGUCGAGACGGCUACGUACGGGGCCUCGAUGCGGAGACCGGGGCGCAGCUGUGGGAACUAGAGCCGGAUGUAAAAUGGGUCGGCGAGCCCAUUACCGCGUCCGCAGCGGUGGACGAGACGGUGGCCAUUCACACCGACGGAUCGAUGUGUUUGGGCUCUGGGGGGGUCGGUUGUAAACACGUGUACAGGCUUGUGUGGGUGUGCGGAAGCGAGGGGACAGUCAAAGCACUUGCAGUGCGCGCGCGCGGCACAUCCUUGGAACAGUCAAUCUUUUUGCACGGAAAUGAGUUAAAGUCAAGUAGCACGCUUCCAGAAGAGCAUUAUAGACGAGACUCAAGGGACAGCGUUCAGGAUCGGUCGAGCAAGCGGCAGCACACCGAGACUGGGGCGAGCGGUAGUGUCAAAUCCAGCGCGCGCUCUUAUCAUGUUCGAGUUCUAGCGGCAGGAAAGCUGCCAGGGGAAAUCUUCUCGUCGCCUGUAGGUAUUGGAGGAAGCAUGUACGUCGGUUGCAGGGACGACAAUGUGUAUGCGGUAGAUCUGAUCGGAUAGCCCCAGCACUCGUCUACAGAGGUCACUAAAACAUGUUUGCGAGAUUCGGUUCACGUCUCACAGUGUUACAAGUCAGACGGGAUGAACCGGGAUCAGCAGGCUCAUCAUCGGUGUACCUGUCAACUUACCGUAGUGCAGGCCCUUUAACCCAAGAUUCAAGCACCUUUCAUCAAUUACCACCGUGCAUGCUCAGAGCAGCAUAGUGACC
Klebsormidium nitens is the source of this 4287-nucleotide messenger RNA. The record is from the annotation of a GenBank genome assembly. Lineage: Eukaryota; Viridiplantae; Streptophyta; Klebsormidiophyceae; Klebsormidiales; Klebsormidiaceae.